AUGGCUGAGGUUGGCUGGAGGUGCUGGCUGCUCUACAUCUUACUCCUGCAGUUGGUCCAGGCAGAGCUGUACACACCUUUCCAUGAGUCUGGUGUCUGUGCCUUCUAUGGCGACUGUGGGAAGAACCCUGAGCUAUCUGGGAGUCUGCUACCACUGUCCAAUGUCUCAUGCCUGGCCAAUGAACCUGCCCGCCACGUCACUGGCGAGCACCUGGCCCUCCUGCAGCGCGUGUGCCCACGCCUCUACACUGGCCCAGACACCACCUAUGCCUGCUGCUCGGCCCAGCAGCUGGAGGCGCUGGAAAGGAGCCUGGCUGUCACCAAAGCGCUUCUCACGCGCUGCCCUGCCUGUUCUGACAACUUUGUCAGCCUGCACUGUCAAAAUACCUGCAGUCCCAACCAGAGCCUCUUCAUCAACGUGACCCGCGUUUCCCAGCCGCCCAGUGGACAGCCUCAAGCGGUGCUGGCCUUCCAGGCCUUCUAUGAGCGCAGCUUCGCUGAGCGAGCCUACAACUCCUGCAGCAGUGUGCGUAUCCCUGCAGCAGCCACACUGGCCGUGGGAGCCAUGUGCGGGGUGUAUGGCUCUGCCCUGUGCAACGCCCAGCGCUGGCUCAACUACCAGGGAGACACCAGCAAUGGUUUAGCCCCACUGGACAUAGCCUUCCAUCUUGGGGAUGCCAGCCAGCCUCCUGGUUAUGGGAUCCAGUUUCUCAAUGCGGAGAUUGUGGGCUGCAAUGAGUCACAGGGCAGCGACGCUGUGGCUUGCUCCUGCCAGGACUGUGCAACAUCGUGCCCCACCAUCCCCCGCCCACAGGCCCUGGACUCCACCUUCCGCCUAGGCUGGAUGGAGGGAGUUCUGGCCCUCGUGAUCAUUCUCUGCUCAGUCUUUGCUGUCCUCAUCACCUUUCUUGUGUCACCCUGGCUGGCCUGUCACAGGGACAAGGUCAAAACCGUGGACUCUCCCAUGCACAUAAGUUUCUUUGACAGACUCAGUCUCACCACUCACAAGCUCCUGGGAAGUUUCUUCCAGUCCUGGGGUACAUGGGUGGCCUCAUGGCCUCUGACUGUCCUGGUGGUGUCCAUUGUAGUGGUGGUGGCUUUGGCAGGGGGCUUGGUCUUCACGGAACUCACCACAGACCCGGUGGAGCUGUGGUCAGCCCCUAGCAGCCAGGCCCGGUGGGAGAAGGAGUUCCACGACCAGCAUUUUGGCCCUUUCUUUCGCACGAACCAGGUAUUUCUGACUGCACCUGCCCGGGCCAGCUAUGGCUACAACUCCCCGCUGCUGGGGCUCAAGAACUUCAGUGGGGUCCUGGCACCUGACCUGCUGCUGGAGCUGCUGGAGCUGCAGGAGCGGCUGCGGCAUCUGCAGGUUUGGUCCUCCCAGGAGCAGCGCAACAUCUCACUGCAGGAUAUCUGCUAUGCCCCACUCAACCCUCACAAUACCAGCCUGUCCGACUGCUGCAUCAACAGCCUGCUGCAGUACUUCCAGAGCAACCGGUCUCACCUGCUGCUUACUGCCAACCAGACCCUCAUGGGGCAGACAUCCCAGGUUGACUGGAAGGACCACUUUCUCUACUGUGUCAACGCUCCCCUCACCUUCAAUGAUGGCACGGCCCUGGGUUUGAGCUGCAUGGCUGACUAUGGGGCUCCCAUCUUUCCUUUCCUUGCAGUGGGGGGAUACAAAGGGAAGGACUAUUCUGAGGCAGAGGCCCUGAUCAUGACCUUCUCCCUCAACAACUACCCCCCUGGCGACCCCCGGCUGGCCCAGGUUCGGCUCUGGGAGGCAGGGUUCCUGGAGGAAAUGCGAGCCUUCCAGCAGCAGAUGGCUGGCACCUUCCAGGUCACCUUCAUGGCAGAGCGCUCCCUGGAGGAUGAGAUCAACCGCACCACGGGGGAGGACUUGCCCAUCUUUGCCAUCAGCUACCUGGUCAUUUUCCUGUAUAUCUCUCUGGCAUUGGGCAACUACUCUAGCAGGCGUCGAGUGCUGGUGGACUCCAAGGCCGUGCUGGGCAUAGGCGGGGUGACGGUGGUGCUGGGAGCUGUCAUGGCUGCCAUGGGCUUCUUCUCCUACCUGGGUGUUCCCUCCUCUUUGGUCAUCCUCCAAGUUGUGCCUUUCCUGGUGCUUGCUGUGGGUGCUGACAAUAUCUUCAUCUUCGUUCUUGAGUACCAGAGGCUGCCGAGGGAGCCUGGGGAGCGGCGGGAAGCGCACAUUGGCCGGGCCCUGGGCAGUGUGGCCCCCAGCAUGCUGCUUUGCAGCCUCUCUGAGGCCAUCUGCUUCUUCUUAGGGGCGCUGACCCCAAUGCCUGCUGUGAGGACUUUUGCCCUGACCUCUGGCCUGGCAGUGGUGCUCGACUUCCUGCUUCAGAUGUCCACCUUUGUGGCCUUGCUUUCCCUGGACAGCAGGAGGCAGGAGGCCUCCUACCUGGAUGUCUGCUGCUGCUUCAAGGCUGGAAAGACCCCACCUCCCAGCCCGAGGGAAGGGCUCUUGCUCAGAUUCUUCCACAAGGUCUAUGCACCAGUGUUGCUGCACCGAGUCACCCGUGUGCUUGUGCUGGUGCUGUUCCUGGCCCUAUUUGGAGUGGGACUUUACUUCAUGUGCCACCUCAGCGUAGGCCUUGACCAGGAGCUGGCCCUGCCCAAGGACUCUUACCUGCUUGACUACUUCCUCUUUCUAAACCGCUACUUUGAGGUGGGAGCCCCAGUCUACUUUGUCACCACUGCGGGCUACAACUUCUCAAGCAAGGCUGGCAUGAAUGGCAUCUGCUCCAGCGCAGGCUGUGACAGCUACUCCUUAGCCCAGAAGAUUCAGUACGCCUCUGAGUUUCCUGAGCAGUCUUAUUUGGCCAUACCGGCUUCCUCCUGGGUGGAUGACUUCAUAGACUGGUUGACACCAUCCUCCUCUUGCUGCCGUCUUUAUACCUCUGGCCCCAAUAAGGAUGAAUUCUGUCCCUCGACCAUCAGUUCCUUGCAUUGUCUCAAAAGCUGCAUAGGCCUUACCCUGGGUCCUGUCCGACCCUCUGAGGAACAGUUUAACAAGUACCUUCCAUGGUUCUUGAGUGACACACCCAAUAACAAGUGUCCCAAAGGAGGCCUGGCUGCUUACAGCACUUCUGUGAACUGGGGUCCAGAUGGCAAGAUUUUAGCAUCCCGGUUCAUGGCCUACCACAAGCCCCUGAAGAACUCCCAGGACUUCACGGAAGCUCUGCGGGCAGCUCGAGCCCUAGCCGCCAACAUUACUGCCAGCCUUCGGGAGAUUCCCGGGACAGACCCAGCCUUUGAAGUCUUCCCCUAUACGAUCACCAACGUGUUUUAUGAGCAGUAUCUGACUGUCGUGCCUGAGGGCCUCUUCAUGCUGAGCCUGUGCCUCUUGCCCACCUUUGUCGUCUGCUGCCUUUUACUGGGCAUGGACCUCCGUUCUGGCCUCAUCAACCUCUUCUCUAUCAUCAUGAUUCUUGUGGACACCGUUGGCUUUAUGGCACUUUGGGGCAUCACCUAUAAUGCUGUUUCCCUUAUCAACCUGGUCACGGCUGUGGGCAUUUCAGUGGAGUUUGUGUCCCACAUUACCCGCUCCUUUGCCAUCAGCACCAAGCCCACACGACUAGAAAGGGCCAAGGAGGCUACAGUCACCAUGGGCAGUGCGGUCUUUGCUGGCGUGGCCAUGACCAACUUGCCUGGCAUCCUAGUUCUGGGCCUUGCUAAGUCCCAGCUCAUCCAGAUCUUCUUCUUCCGCCUCAACUUACUGAUCACUCUCCUGGGCCUGCUGCAUGGCCUCGUCUUUCUGCCUGUGGUCCUCAGCUACCUGGGGCCCAGUGUCAACCCUGCUCUGGUGCUGGAGCAGGAGCGACUGGAGUUGGCUGCUGUGGCCAAGGAGGUCGAGGCCAGGGAAGACCCUUGCCCAAAGCAUCCUUCACGGACCCACAUGACCAGCAGCGUCUACAGCAACAAGGGCUUUGAAGAUGAUGCCAAGAGUGCUGGUGACAUGGACAGUUCUUUGCCUGAAAGUGGUCAGGCACUCUGA
Messenger RNA from Elephantulus edwardii (Cape elephant shrew), 4017 nucleotides. RefSeq names its product NPC1-like 1 (gene NPC1L1). The transcript is spliced from 19 exons. Gene Ontology annotation, molecular function: lipid carrier activity. The record is from RefSeq and is a predicted model, not a curated record. Lineage: Eukaryota; Metazoa; Chordata; Mammalia; Macroscelidea; Macroscelididae. The coding region runs from base 1 to 4017 and encodes 1338 amino acids. Gene Ontology annotation, cellular component: membrane.